Messenger RNA from Micromonas commoda, 1261 nucleotides. RefSeq lists its product with no specific name. The coding region runs from base 23 to 1159 and encodes 378 amino acids. The record is from RefSeq and is a predicted model, not a curated record. The transcript has a single exon. NCBI's taxonomy places the organism in Eukaryota, Viridiplantae, Chlorophyta, Mamiellophyceae, Mamiellales, Mamiellaceae.
GGAGAGUUUGGACAACCUCGGAAUGGCGGGAGAUUCGCGAGUCUCAGACGACGGGGUUUCCGAGUCGCGAAAAUCAGACGCGCCGUCGCCCAUCGCCGCGGCGCCCACCGCGGCGACCCCCUCUGGAGGAGACCGCCCUCCUCCGGGUGGUGACUCACCGGGCGGGGGGGGUGCCGACCCGGGUGCCGACCGAUCCGAUCCGAGCGCGUUUGAAACGUCCAUCGCGAAAGACGCGGCGGCGCUCGCGGAUGCGUUGCCGCCGGAGACUGCGGACAAAGUGGCGAAGACGUCGAGGCGCGUCGCGGAACGGCGAAGGAGGAACACGAACGCACAGGGCGACAAACACGGCGCGACAGCGACGAACGGUCAGUCGCCGCCGACGCCGCCGUCGCCGAGGUCUCCCGCGGUGACGUGGCGGGUUGGCGCGCGGGCGCUGCCGGCGCCGCUGCGACAGCCCGUGUUUGAAUCCGGAGCAAAUCCGGGUGAAGCGGGUUUGGGGGGCGCGUCGGAUCUUCCGGCGCGUGAAGUUUUGGGAUCGGCUGGAUUCGAACCCGGGACAAACGUCAAAUCCCGGGCGGGCGCCGUCUUCGCCGUCAAGGCGGCGGAGGCGCGCGCCGCCGCGAUGGCCGAGCUCGCUCCGGCGGAGCUCGGGGUUUCCGCGAUGGACGCGUCCACGUCAGCAUCCACGUCAGCGUCCAUACAGUCAGCGUCCGGCGCCGAGGCGAGAACGCCCGCGGCUCCCAAGUUUCUGCGCGGAGGCGACCUGUACGAUUACGUUCCCCCCGAGCGCAUCGUCGAUCCCGCCGACGACGACCUCGACGACCCCGACGGCUCGGACGACGACGACGAUUGGCUGAGGCGGGGUUUGACCGCUGAUUCGUCGGACUUUGACCGAACGGCGUUGACCGACGGGGCCCGCCCGAUCGGCGGCCGGAGCGAGUCCACCAACCCGGACCUGUCGCUGACGAGGUCGGCCACCGCGGCGAUCGCCCGCGAGAUGACGGCGGGCGCGGGCGGGCGUCAUCGCGGCGACGCGAGGUCGCAUGGGUUUUACAUUCGACGAUCGCACCCGGAGGGGCGCGCGGCGCUGGCGGCGGCGCUGGCCGCGGAGGAGAGCGACCUCAGCGACGUCGCCUCGAGCGUUGAGAGCCUCGAGUGAGCGACGCUUCGCGUUCCGGGUACGACCGCGGUCUGUCGUAGCAUAGACGACGGCGGCCACUGUCCAUAGACUAGACUACCAUCCAUCGUAUCCGCACAUCAC